AUGCUGUUCGAAAAUCAACUCAGAGGAAAAGCUGUGCGGUCCAGAGAUCAUUUGCACACAAUUCUCACGGAAAUCGAAACAUGUCUAAAUUCUCGACCAUUGACUUAUCAGAGUUUCUCCCAAGAAGAAUUGACAGCAAUACGCCCUAUCGAUUUCUACCAGAAGAAUUUGGAGGUAACAUUUUCAUUGAGAGGAAAAGCCAAAACCACAGAAGAUACCACAUAUUUGCCGCCUGAAGAAGCACGAGCAUUACGAACGCGCCGUGACGCGGAGGAAGCGAUUCAGUCAUCAUGCAAAUUCACUGAACAGUUUUGGAAAGUGUGGCAACAUCAUUACUUGACUAGCCUGCAAGAACAACAACUAAGGAACAUCUCAAGAAAAAGACUUGGACAAGAAACUCCCACAGUGGGGUCGAUAGUGCUUAUCAGCGACCCAGUCUUACCAAGAAAUUCGUGGAAAUUGGCACGUAUAACGGAUAUUCGACGUGGAAUAGAUGGUGUAAUUCGAGAGGCAGAGCUAGUGACCAGUAACAGACGUAAAGUUAGACGACCAGUGAAUCUGCUAAUUCCACUCGAAAUUGUCGACGACAUCAGCGAGACGACAGAUAAAGAGUUAACGUCGUCAUUGAAUGAAAAUUCAAAAGAAGAAACGUUGGAGAAGCCCUAUAACCUCAGAUCCCGGCAGAUGAGCUGUAAUGUAGAGAAUGUUGUGACGACCACAAGAAGAAGAAAUCCGCGCAACUCAAGAACGAAAUGGUUUCUAUUCUAUAUUAUGGUCCUGACAUUAACUACUCUUGUAUGA
This is a messenger RNA of Cylicocyclus nassatus, 801 nucleotides long. NCBI's taxonomy places the organism in Eukaryota, Metazoa, Nematoda, Chromadorea, Rhabditida, Strongylidae. The record is from the annotation of a GenBank genome assembly.